Brugia malayi is the source of this 291-nucleotide messenger RNA. RefSeq lists its product as uncharacterized. The transcript is spliced from 3 exons. The coding region runs from base 1 to 291 and encodes 96 amino acids. The record is from RefSeq and is a predicted model, not a curated record. NCBI's taxonomy places the organism in Eukaryota, Metazoa, Nematoda, Chromadorea, Rhabditida, Onchocercidae.
AUGGCUUCUGGUUUCAAGGUGUUUGUUAUAUUCAUGUCACUGCUUCUCACUAUCAUUCCAUGUCAAGAGAUAACAGAUGAAAGUUUAGACAGACAUGAUUCAUCAGUAUUUGGAAAACGAGCCAAAUUUGCAUUUGCAAAAAGACAUCCUUCGAGAUUUGCAUUUGCUAAGCGAUAUGAUGAUGAGGAUGUGAACUACUAUGACAAAAAGGCAAUGCAUUUCGAGUCUCCCAUACAUCCUACGCGUAAUUUUGCAUUCGCAAAACGUGGUCCUUACUUAUCAUUCGCUUGA